Messenger RNA from Phodopus roborovskii (desert hamster), 1437 nucleotides. RefSeq lists its product as uncharacterized. Bases 1 to 1437 code for a protein of 478 amino acids. The record is from RefSeq and is a predicted model, not a curated record. The transcript has 10 exons. NCBI's taxonomy places the organism in Eukaryota, Metazoa, Chordata, Mammalia, Rodentia, Cricetidae.
AUGGCGUCCAGGUCUUCAUGCUGCUAUUGCCCUGGCUGCUCUGACUGUGGUCUCCGCCGCUUACUCAGGCUGUUGCGCAGUGUUAUGUUCUUCUUUCAGUGGAAGAUUGAAUCUGUGGAAAGAGACCGGGCACAGCUGGAAGGCGAACCCAACACCAAGAUUGUGAAAGGCACUGUGACAAGCUGUGGCAAUGAUUAUGGCUGGAUCGAAAACUGUGUCUUCUUCAGCACCGAUGUUGUGAUCGGCCCAGUGCCUCUGCAAGCUGGAGACCAAGUCCUCGCAUUUGUGGAGGAAGACCCACUGUCACAUGACUUGAAAGCAACCGAAGUCUGUGUCUUCUCCGAAGAAGAUAAGCCUAGAGAACCAGACUCCAAGAUCCGUGAUUUAUCUGUGUGUGUUUCCCUCGUCAAGAAAGAUACCGUCUACAUCGCGGAGGAGUACUACUUCUAUCUGGACAGCAUUUCCAAAGCUAUCUUAGGUUUCACACCUUAUGAAGGGGACUGGCUAGAUAUUGAGUACUCUGCUGAAAAAGGGUCACCGAAGAUCACAGUGCACUCCUUGAAGGCCACGAAGUGUAGGCGCCUGCAGGAGGUCCAUGUAACCAGUGUCCACAGACGACAAGGAGUGCUGAAUCACACCAUCUUUUUCACCCUGGUCUCACUGAAACUCCCCGUGGCCUACACCCCUGUUGUAGGCCACGUGGUCAGCGCGGUGAUAGUGCAAAGCAUCCGGCCCAACUACAACUGGAGGGCAAUCUCCAUGACUCCGGUGAACAUGAUACUUUGCACCCCUUCAGAUUCUGGACGUAACCAUAGGUAUCUUACCACCUUCCACACGUACACGUGUUCACUGAGGAGCCUCACGUCCAUGAUCCCAGUGUCCUCUAGCGGGCUCCCACUUUCCUAUGGGCCCUCUGCCCUCCCCGCCACCUGCCUUGUCCUCCACUGUUGCCCCCGAGCCUCUCAGCCUCCUGUGUCCACCCCUGAGCCUCCAGUUCAUGCUCUGACCCUGAACCUCGGACUUCUGCCUUGCCCAUCUGCUUCCCUCUGGGCCAAGCCUGCCUACUCACGUUUCAUCCUGCUUGAUUCGGAGACGUCCCCAACAUCGCAUCUCAAGAUGCCCUUGACCUCUGCCAAACUGCCCCAGACUCCGUCCCUCAGCGGAGCUCCUUCCCAGUGCGCAGGAAAGGAAAGACGGAUGCCCAACCUCCGUAUCCCACGGUCUCGCUUUCUCCCUCGGUGCACUGGCAACUCUGCUCCCUCCCGACAUCAGUGUCCUGUCAGGUCGGGAAGAAGCCUUCAGGGGUGGGGGAUGCAGGCCCAGGGCAGAGGAGGCCUAAAACGGAGGGGCCCGGGCCGUCCCGCCUGCGCCCCCCGCCGCGGUCUCGGGGCACCGCGCGGCCACCCACGGUCCUUCAUGCGGCCCUGGCGCGGGUGA